CCUAUUCUCGUUAAAAGUCGCCUGUUUGUUGCUCCGAGUACAGCCAGAAAGACCGCGGAGUGUUCUUUCAGUCGGAGCAAUGCGCUCCGUGAAGACACAUGUUCGGAUCUUCAUUUCCUUUCACGCCAAACGCAGCGCAAGUUCGCUCCUGUCUGUACUUUGACAUCGAUGUUUUUGGGAGAGGAGGAGUAGCAGCAGGGUUUCGGGUUGCCUCUUCACAACGCUGGAUUGCUUAUAGAGCUCUUUUUCUUGCACCUUAACCACCUCGCUUUCGUUGCUUCUCGCCACACACAGAGGGUUUUGUCGUUUUGGGUGCACAAACUGAACCGGGAGCCGCCUUGAGGACUCGCAGCACAGUGUGGGAACGGUGAAGACUUGUUGCGCGCAUCCGGGGAGCGCACGAGUCCGGGUUUCAUCCAGCUGUAUACCUGCGUGCGGAGCUUUGAUUUCGGCACAGAGACGUUCAGUGAAGCGGGGAAGAGCUGUGAGUCUCAGAUUAGACUCCCAGCCUGAAGUCAGUACGGCUCGAUGCGCUUUGGGAAUCUGUUCUUCAUUACCCAAAUUGGGGUGAUUAGUUUCCUCCAGUCCGUUUGUCAGAGCUGCUGAUGCUCCAGGAAACCGAGAACCCGUUUCUCCUGCUUUAAAUGGAACCAACACACAGCAGAGUCAAACUUCAUUCAAGUCACACCCUCUCGAGUUGAUUAUUUUUCCUCUCCACGUGUCUUUUCUCUCCUUGUUGUUCACGAUGUCUGAGCGCGAUGGAUAUGGAGACAGCGACGCAGCGCCGGACUGCAUUCCGCCGAGGGCGUCCCGAGGUCGGCGGAGCGGAGUCAUACUCCCCGGUGGCGGCCAGGACACCGACACCAUCCUGCUGGAGUCGGUGAAGGCAGCACCUCGCCGGAGCAGCAUCAUCAAGGAUCCGUCUGUGCAGAAGAUGGGUGGCGGCAGGAAGAAGACUGUGUCGUUCAGCAGCAUGCCGUCUGAGAAGAAGGUGAGCAGCGCGGCGGACUGCUUGGCGUUCAUGCAGGGCGGCUGUGAGCUGAAGAAGAUCCGUCCCAACUCGCGGGUUUACUGUCGUUUCUACACGCUGGAUCCCGACCUGAGCUGUCUGCGCUGGGAGCCGUCGAAGAAGGACGGGGACCGAGCUCGCCUCGACGUCUCCAGCAUCCGAGAGGUCCGCACGGGGAAGAGCACCGAGACGUUCCUCCAUAACGGACCUCUGUCUGAACACCUGGCGGAGGAGGCCGCCUUCUCUGUCAUUCACGGGGACGAAUACCAGUCUCUGGACUUGGUGGCGUUGUCAGCAGAUGUAGCCAACAUCUGGGUGACCGGACUCCGCUACCUGUUGGCCCACCCGUCUGUCAUCGGGGGAGCCGGAGGAGGAGGAGGAGGUGGAGGGGGAGGAGUUCUGGGUGAAGGAGGUUUUGCGGUUGAAGGAAGUCUGGGGAGUAAGAUGAGGAGUGAGUGGCUGGCUGCAGAGUUCGCCCAGGUGGAUGAAUCUGGAAACAGCAUCGUGUCGGAGGACGUGGCGGUCGCUACGAUCUGUAAACUGAAUCCUGGGAUCAAGGAGGCGAAGGUGCGUCUGCGUUUCAAAGAGAUCCAGCGCAGUAAGGAGAAGCUGACCUCUCAUGUUACUCUCGAGGAGUUUCAGGAGGCGUACUGCGAGCUCUGCACGCGGCCGGACGUUUACUUCCUACUGGUUCAGCUGUCCAAGGACCGCGAGUGUCUGGACCCGCAGGACCUCAGGCUCUUCCUGGAGACGGAGCAGGGUCUGUCUCUGGCGGCGACCGAGGGCUGCUGGGAGCUGCUGAAGAGGUGUGAGCCCUCCGCUCAGGGGAAAGAGAGAGGCCUGCUGGGAUUGGACGGCUUCGCUCGAUACCUGCAGUCUCCUGAGUGUCAGCUGCUCGACCCCGAGCACCUGGGAGUCUGUCAGGAUAUGAACAUGCCUCUGUCCCACUACUACAUCAGCACGUCGUACCGCUCCUACCUGCUGGACGAUCAGGUUCACGGCAGAGCGGAUCUCGGCGGUCUGAUCAGAGCUCUGCAGUCGGGCUGCCGCUGCAUGGAGCUCGGAGUGACCGACGGCCCCGAGGGGGAGCCUCUCCUCGGGGUGGACUAUGGACCAGACAUCCCCCGCCAUCACCACCAUCACCACCAUCACCACCACGCCCCCGUCACCAUCCGCUCCGCUCUGGAGGUCGUGAAUAAAUACGCCUUCCUGACCUCGCAGUACCCGCUCCUGAUCUACCUGUGUCAGCGCUGCUCUCCGGGACAGCAGCGCACGAUGGCGCAGCAUUUAAAGAAAGUGUUUGGCUCCCGUCUUUACACGCCAGAGGCACUUCCUGUCAGCCUGGGGGGCCGAGCCACGACCUUACCGUCCCCCGAGCAGCUGAAGGGACGCAUACUCAUCGUGGGGAAGAAACUCCCUCCAGAGCAGGACGGAUCGGACGGGGAGGUGUCUGAGGAGGAUGAGGAGAUCGGAGGAGGUGGGCCUCUGGCGGGUCGGAGGAUGACUAUCCCCGGUGAGGAAGAACUGGGCGUGGUCUUGGUGGUGCCUCCGCCUUCUCAGCCAAGGAAGCUCCGCCUCCAUAAAGACCUUUCCGAUCUAGUGGCGAUCGCUCGUACGGGCAGCAGAAGCUUCUACGCCCAGAGAGCGAGUCACAAACUAUCGCAGCAGCAUUCCCCUCCCAGCAGCCCCUCCUCCCCCAGCACGCCAAUUCCUCCCGACCCGCCUUAUUGGACGCUGUGCUCACUCGGGGAGGGAGAGGGGGGGCGGCUGACGACAGAAAGCCCAGAGGACCUUGUAAUGUUCACGAAGCGCACUCUGACGCGGGUACGACCCAGCUCGGUGCGUCUGGACUCCAGCAACCCCAACCCUCAAGGGUACUGGAAGGGCGGGGUCCAGCUCGUGGCCUUGAACCAGCAGACCCCCGGCGCCAUGCUGGACCUUCACAGAGGUCGCUUCCUGCAGAACGGAGGGUGUGGUUACGUUCUCCGGCCGGCCGUGAUGAGGGACGAGGUGUCGUAUUUCAGUGCUCACACGCAGGGAUGUGUGCCGGGAGUGCCAGCGCAGACCCUGAGGAUAAAGGUGAUCAGUGCACACAACCUGCCGAAGCCUCAGGGUUCAGGGGCAAAGGGGGAGGUCAUCGACCCGUACGUGGUUCUGGAGCUGCACGGCGUUCCGGCGGACUGUGCUGAACAGAGAACACGCACUGCUGCUCAGAACCAGGACGACCCGCUGUUUGACGAGACCUUCGAGUUUCAGGUGAACAUGCCGGAGCUGGCCCUGCUGCGCUUCGUGGUUCUAGACGACGACUACAUCGGAGACGACUUCAUCGGCCAGUACAGCGUGGCCUUCGAGUGCCUUCAGCCCGGCUACCGUAACGUGCCCCUGCUGGGCCUGGCGGGAGACCCCGUACCACACACCAGCCUCUUCGUCCACGUGGCGAUCACCAAUCGACGAGGAGGCGGCAAGGCUCAUCGGAGGGGUCUGUCGGUGAGGAGGGUCGGGAGGAGAGGGAGGGAGUACGUCUCGCUGAGACACACCGGCAUCAAGGUGGUCGACGAGACGUUCAAACCGGCCAGCGCCCCGCUUAAAGAGGCGACUGACCUGCGGGAGGAGGCUCAGAGCACGACGGCCAGCUUCAAGGAGCAGUGUGGGCUCCCCACGGUGGCCAAACUGAAGCAGUGCAUCCAGAGCCUGACCACGAGGCUGCAGAGUCCCGAGGGCCCGAUGGGGGCCACUAUGGUGCUGAGGGACGGGUACCCGUGUCUGGAGGCUCUGGUCAACCUCUCCGAGCCGACGCGUAAACUGCUCGCUGCCUACGACACGAUGAUUGCAGCUCAGAAACAGCUCAUUGAGAACGCAGAUGGUGUUCAGGAGAGGAUCGCCCAGGUGCAGAGAGAAGGGAUGGACUUUCAUGAAGAGCUGUCCCGGCUCGGGGAGAAGGAAGGACUGAAGGGACGCAAACAAAGUAAAGCUGUGGAGAGUUUCACCUGGAACAUCACCGUGCUGAAGGGUCAGAGCGAUCUUUUACGGGGCGCUAAGAUGGAUUCUCUGGACGCUCUGAGGCAGCUAGCUCUGGCGUGUGAAGCCUGUGGUCUCACCUCCUCCAACUCCUCGUCCUCCACCUUCUCCAGCGCCGAGCUGCACUACACCUCCCACCCUCUGUCAGGACGCCGGAGCAGCACGCAUGGAAACGGACGCAUCUGACACCCCCCUACAACCCCUGCCCCCCG
Molecule: messenger RNA, 4239 nt
Organism: Labrus bergylta (ballan wrasse)
Lineage: Eukaryota; Metazoa; Chordata; Actinopteri; Labriformes; Labridae
Source: RefSeq, a predicted model, not a curated record